AAUUAUUAAUAUUUUGUUACUAUAAGCUCAAUUCGAUUUUGUUAAUAUAUAUAUUAUAUUUUAUUGUAUCGAAAUAACAUUUAGAUACAAACGACACGAGUAUGUUUCACGGAACAUAAGACCUAUCACUUGUUUAUAUAAAUUUAAAAAAUUCCCACUUGUUAAUCAGUUUCUAUGGAAACAAUUUUUUUUUACAAGUGUACCUUGGACUUGUUAAGUAAUUAAUUAAAAAAUAUAUAUGUCUAUCUCCAGAUGGAUUUAAAUCAACGUUUUGCUUGAGAGGUUGUUAUUAAUUUCGCGUCAAAAUAAGUAACCGCAUCACUGAGCACGUUGGUUCUCAUUUAAAGAAAAACAAGUAACUAGACAGAAUAGGAUUGCUGGUUCAACCGACCCACUCUUAAUGAGUAAUAGAUCAAUAUCCUUUGUUCUAGAGGACGCAUUUCGGAAUUUUAUUUUCGGGUUCACUUUCAUUUCAAUUCACUUCCUAGGAAAUAUUAAGGAUUACAAAAAGAAAACUGAUUUGCAACUAAAAUGAUAACUAAUCGUCCUGCAGAAGGCUCAAAUAAAGUACCAACAGUUCUGGCUGAAAGAUAUGUGAUUGGGAAAAAACUCGGAUCUGGUCAUUUUGGCACUGUCUUCCUUUGUAAAGAUAAAGAAGAAAACGAAAAAAAUUCCCAAAAGGUUCUAAAAAAAAUUUAUCUCAAUGAAAAAAAACCCAAAGAAACUGAUGCUGCUGAACAGGAAGCAGCCUUGUUAUCACAGCUCUCAAAUCCAAACAUUCUGAAGUUCCUAGACAAAUUAAUUGAUGAUGAAUGUUUCUGUAUAAUCACUGAAUAUUGCGAAGGUGGAGAUCUGGAUCAAUAUAUUGAAAAAUGUGUGAGGGCUAAAAGCACAAUAAGUAUAAAACAGACACUAGAUUGGUUUAUUCAGAUACUGCUGGGAGUCAACUAUAUACAUUCACAGCAUAUAUUACACCGAGACUUAAAGUCAAGGAACAUUUUUUUAAAGAAUGGCAUCAUUAAAAUUGGAGAUUUUGGAAUUUCAAGAAUAUUGGCAGGACCAUCAGACUAUGCUUCGACUUUUAUCGGGACUCCCUAUUACAUGAGCCCAGAAGUGCUGAAACAUGAAGGUUAUAACUGCAAGGCUGACAUUUGGUCUAUUGGCUGUAUCCUAUUUGAUAUGUGUGCAUUGGAGCAUCCAUUCACUGGAGAAUCCUUUUAUUCAAUUGUGAACAAGAUUGUUAAAGUGGAACCACCACCUCUGCCCAACCGCUAUCCUGAAGAAUUGAGCAAGAUAUUCAAUCUAAUGUUGAAGAAAAACCCAGCAGAACGACCAUCAGCCAGAGAUAUCCUGAAAAUGCCUUUUAUUUGUCAACAUUUUCCUAAAAUGAAUGCUGAAUGCAAAAUUGAUGGAAAAGUAGAAGCAAUAAAACAGAGGUGGUUGGAGAAUCAUGCGAAAAAAAAAGCUUCAAAAGUUAAAAGCAAAUUUCAUUGCCUAUUCUUGGCUCGGUCUUCAAGUGAAUCAUUGAACAAAAGGGCUAACCCUUUUGAUACCAACCUGUCUGAGAUCACCCUUGUUUCUAUGAUACAAGAUUCUCUAAAACUAAAGUGA
Molecule: messenger RNA, 1611 nt
Organism: Octopus bimaculoides (California two-spot octopus)
Lineage: Eukaryota; Metazoa; Mollusca; Cephalopoda; Octopoda; Octopodidae
Product: serine/threonine-protein kinase Nek11
Biological process (GO): protein phosphorylation
Molecular function (GO): ATP binding; protein kinase activity
Source: RefSeq, a predicted model, not a curated record